This is a messenger RNA of Anthonomus grandis grandis, 967 nucleotides long. RefSeq names its product trypsin-like. NCBI's taxonomy places the organism in Eukaryota, Metazoa, Arthropoda, Insecta, Coleoptera, Curculionidae. Gene Ontology annotation, biological process: proteolysis. The record is from RefSeq and is a predicted model, not a curated record. Gene Ontology annotation, molecular function: serine-type endopeptidase activity. The transcript is spliced from 6 exons. Bases 18 to 833 code for a protein of 271 amino acids.
CUAUAAAACGGCGCGAAAUGCGUAUUUUCCGUUGCCAUAUUAUAAGUAAAAUGUGUUGUAUUCUAACGUUGCUCUUUAUUUGUACUAUUAAAAUCGGAAAUGCCCUGCCUCGAAAAAACGCCGAAAUUUUACACGGAAAAGUGGUGGAUAUCACCGAUCAUCCCUAUCAAGUGGCCCUACUAAACACGAAAGCCAAUAAGAUCAUUUGUGGCGGUGUAAUCGUGAAACCUAAGGUAGUUUUUACAGCUGCUCAUUGUACUCAUACGAGAAAUCUGGUGCCAAGGAAAAACUUGGCUGUUCUAGUUGGUGCUAAUCACGUCGAUGAUUAUGAGGGAAAUUUACAUCAUAUAGCCAAAGUUAUUAAACAUCCUGAUUUUAGUUAUCAUGGCCUUGAAAGUGACAUCUCCAUCCUCCUCCUAGAAGAACCGAUAAAAUUCUCAGAAAAAGCCAAAAGCAUCCCAAUAUCAACUGACGAUCAUCCAGGUGGUACUAAAGCUUCAGUUUCUGGAUGGGGACGUACUGAAACUGGAUUCCAGUCCAGGGACCUUCGGGCAGUAAAGGUGGAACUGGAUGACCACCAUAAUUGCCAAAGAUAUUUUCCGGGUGUGUUCCACCCUACGAUUACAAGGGAUAUGGUGUGCAUCAGGCCGCACCAUAAGUCGACUUAUUAUGGUGAUAGUGGUGGCCCUCUAACAGUAGAUGGUAAACUAGUCGGUCUGGUCUCCUUUGGAAGAUCCUUAAAACCCAAUAAGAAGACAACAGUAUUCACCAAAGUGGGAAACUUUUUAGAUUUUGUUAAUGAGGUUGUGCCUGAAGAAUACCAAGAAGAAUAAUAAAACUAUUUCUUAUAUUAAUAUAAGGCAAAGUAUUUGCUAUACUACUAAUUAUUUUAAAUUUCCUAUAACAAUUUAAAAAACUUUUUUUAAAUAAUUUAAAUAGUAAUAUAACGUGUACCUGAACACUUCAA